Fonsecaea pedrosoi CBS 271.37 is the source of this 2676-nucleotide messenger RNA. RefSeq lists its product as uncharacterized. Gene Ontology annotation, cellular component: cytoplasm. The transcript has 4 exons. Gene Ontology annotation, biological process: nuclear-transcribed mRNA catabolic process, deadenylation-dependent decay. The record is from RefSeq and is a predicted model, not a curated record. Bases 1 to 2676 code for a protein of 891 amino acids. NCBI's taxonomy places the organism in Eukaryota, Fungi, Ascomycota, Eurotiomycetes, Chaetothyriales, Herpotrichiellaceae. Gene Ontology annotation, molecular function: mRNA 3'-UTR binding.
AUGAUGGAGGCCGGAGCCACGUUAGACACAGCGAGAAACGGUCGAUCCGGAGCAUUUGAACGGAUGGCGUCUACCAAACAACAUCUUGGGCAGGGCAGCGAUUACGAUUUGGGAAAGAAUGCUUGGAAUGCCUCAAGUCGGAUAUGGGGCACCAACAAGUCCUUUUUGGAGGCUCGCGUGGAUAGUGACCCGAUCAGACCGUCCCCGAUGCGUCAAGGCUCUGUCUCAAAUUAUGGGCAAUCCAAGCCUGCCUCGUCCUCGUUCCUGACGUCCACCGACCUCAACGAUGAGAAUGCGUCCCAGUCCAAGAUGUCCUGGGCGCCAGCUUCGUCCACUAUCGGCUUUCCGCUGAGACAAAGAGGUCAACCUCUCUCACCGACCAAGCAGAGACAGAAUCAGAUGUUGGAUUUCGGUGCCAGAGGCAAUGGUGGUGGCCUACAGGAAUCGAGCCUGUUUGCGGGUAGUGCCCCCGAUGUGGAAGAAAGUUCAUUUGAUGAACAACAUCUCCGACGCGCCAUCACAGCCGGUCCUCGGGUACUUCCUUCUCCCACGCGAGCCUCCACUUUUGGCCGUAGCCAGAUCGAUCCUCAACUUCAAGUCUUCAACUCAACCGCCUUCAACUCGAAUAGCAUCUUUGGUUCGCUCCAGGAGUUCGAGGAUGGUUCAAUUCAACCUCUGCACCAUCUACCGACUGUUAAUGGACACACCGAACAUCUAUCCCAACAAGUCAAUUACGGACCGGUCAGAGACACGAAUGGGAUGUCAAUUGGGAAUCUCUCCCGCUACAAUGCUGUCUCACCAACAUAUGCUAAGCCGAAUGGGCGACUGCUGAAUGCGGAGCACGUUGAACAAUACCACCUGCCCUCAAAACAAAAGUACGACGAGACGGUGAGAGCUUUGGAAUUGUUGGAUCUGGAUCAGGCCACUGCUCAGCCAGCACCCUCCCGGAAAAUUCCGUCACAAUACCAACGCGACACCCAUCCUCUCCCCCCAAAGACCUCUUCACAACCAAGCGCCCACUUCAAUUCGAUGGAGAGCAACUAUCAACCGCCGAUUGCGCAUGUCGCAGAUGUCGGUUCACGGUUGGAUCCCCAAGCGGCUCCACACUACGGCGGUUUUCAGUACGGUGGGCGUGGCAACCUCCCCACACUUCAAAAUGACUACCGGAGUAAUCUGAACAGUCCGUACUACUCAACCACCGGCACACCUCCCACAGGACCACAAUCCAUCCGCAGCACUCCGGGAAGCGGUGUCUCUAGCCGUACCUCGCAUCACGAUCCCUUCUUGAUUGACCGCAAGUUCACAAACAUCGACUUUUAUGGCUACGAUCCGGCCAUGUAUGCCUCAGCUUCCCUUCAGCCAACAGUGAGCAAUGGAUUUCAGUACGAUGCCCAAAUACAAGUGCAGCCGAUGCGGAUGAAUCCCCUAGCACAUCCGUAUAUUGGACAUGGGCACUCGGGAAUCAACAACUUCCCUGCAGGCCCACGGAUGGCGGUCCGCGAGCCUGAACAGAGCCAUAUUGUGAGGAGUCCCUUGCUCGAGGAAUUUCGAAUGAACAGUAAGACCAACCGCCGGUUUGAGCUCAAGGAUAUCUACAACUAUGUGGUCGAGUUCAGCGGUGACCAGCAUGGCUCGCGCUUCAUCCAGCAGAAAUUGGAGACCGCCAAUAGUGACGAGAAAGAGCAGAUUUUCAAGGAGAUACAGCCAAACUUGCUGCAGCUUAUGACGGACGUAUUUGGGAACUAUGUGAUUCAGAAAAUGUUCGAGCAUGGCAAUCAGACGCAGAAGAAAAUCUUGGCCCAUCAGAUGAAGGGCCAUGUCUUGCACUUGUCGAUGCAGAUGUACGGAUGUCGUGUGGUUCAGAAGGCGUUUGAGCACGUCUUGACCGACCAACAAGCCAGUUUGGUCAAAGAAUUGGACGGACCCAAUUUGCAAAUACUGAAGGUUGUCAAAGAUCAGAACGGCAACCAUGUUGUGCAAAAGGCCAUCGAGCGGAUACCAGGUGAACAUAUUCAAUUUAUUGUCGACGCUCACAGAGGCCAGAUGGCGAAGAUGUCAACACACCAGUAUGGCUGUCGGGUGGUUCAACGAAUGCUGGAACAUUGUCAGCCACCCGCCAAACGGGUCAUUCUGGACGAGCUUCUGGAACACAUUCUACCACUCAUCAGCGACUCAUAUGGGAAUUAUGUUGUGCAGCAUAUUAUUCAGAACGGUGAGCUGCAGGACCGCCGCCAGGUUGUUAAUAUCGUCCUCCAACAACUCCUCGCAUUUUCCAAACACAAAUUUGCCAGCAAUAUUGUCGAAAAGAGCAUUGAUUGUGCAGAUGAGGAUCAACGCGUACAGAUUCUUCGUGGUUUGACAGCACCGAAUGAGCAGGGCGUCACUCCAGUCCUCGGACUAAUGAGAGACCAAUAUGGCAACUAUGUCUUGCAAAAGGUGUUUGGCCAGUUGCAAGGGUCUGAGCAACAGGCGUUGCGAGCGGACAUGGAGCAGAACUAUCCUGUUCUUCGACGUACCAGUUAUGGGAAGCAGGUGACGGCGAUUGAGAAGCUUCUGUUUGGAGGCAAUGGCCCAUUGACCACUUCAACCACCAGUAGCCGCAGCUCAACACUACCUAGUACGAAUGCAAGCAGCACCAUCGAUGGCGAUACGCCUCCAUCUGCCUCGGAAAAAUAG